ACACAUACAAAUAUACAUUGCAGGUAUUGUCAUUGCAGCUGUGGAGUCAGUGGCGCGCCUAAUGGAUGAUCAAUACGUUUUAUUUGUUAGACACAGUUUGUUUACUGGGUUGCUGUUUCAGCAAGCGUCCCCUGCCUUGCUGCCCCUGCCUUCACUAAGCGCCUCCUUCUGCGCGACCGAGCUGUUCAUGGACAGAGCUGGACGAGGCGAGGGGGAAAAAAGAACUCGGAUCACAACACAAAGCUCCUUCACAUGGAGUUUCUGGCGGAGUUUCUGCAGUCUAGUCCGAGAGGAAGCGAACGAAAUUGAUAAUAGGUACGAAAAGUGUGCGCGUAACCGUGUUCUUUAGCCUUUCCGGUAAUCUUAGAAAAGACCAUGCAUAGCAUAGAGCUAGCAUAGCCUAAACAUGCGUGUGCACAGACUUUCAAACGUGUUGUGCUUUAUUUUAGUAAACCUUGCUGAGGCUUUGGGCAACAGUGUCGAGGAACGCGCUGAACCACUGGACGCCAACUUUGAGAAGAAGAUCAAACUAUCGAGCUGGCUGCAAUAGCACAUCGACGUUCCUCGGCGUGAUUAUUUCCCAGUGGCUGCUUUGACUACCGGUAACUGUAGGACUGGAGGUAAAAAAAAAAACUACAAUAAUCUUUGCAUAACAAAAAAUAAACUUUUUUUAUUUUUGUAUUGUAUCUCGGCGCAAGCGCCCUGGCUCCUUCUCGCUGUCACUAAAAACAUUUUUCCCCCUUCACACUGGAAACUGUCACAAGUGACGUCAAUCACUGAGCUCUGACCAAUUAGAGAGCAGGAUGAUUGUUCGGCUCGGCGGGCUGCAGCGCCUACCAUGAAUCUCUAUUCAGUAUAUCAAAGCGUCCUGCUGCUGCCUCUCAACCGAAUGGGAUUCCAUGUAGGCACAGAGAUAGGAACUAAACUUUAGGAAGUUUUUAUUUUUUUCUUGUUAUUUAUCCCCCCGUAUUUUUUCUCUCUUCUCUAAAGCGAUUAAAAUAUAUUUGUCAUCAUCAUUAUUAUUUUGCCUGCUGUCAAGUUAUUCAAAAAAAAAAAAAAAUAGGAGUAAUGAGCGUGGAUGCUUUGGGAAGCCCCGUGAUGGACCCUACGUUUUCCAAACGGAACACGGCGCUGAGAUUAGUUGACUUGGCAGGGGCUCACCACCAUCACCAUCAUCACCACCAUACCCCUCAGAGCGUGACAGGCUUCCCGGGGUUCAGCAGCCAUCCCCACUCAAUGGCUCACUCGCACCCUGGGGAGAUUACUGCGGAACCCCGCCUGGGGCCGAGUCCAUUCGGGCCAGAACACAUGGGGCACUCCGCGGCCCUCAAAAUCAGCCCAGCCCAUCAUUAUUCCCACCGCCACCACCACCACCACCACAAUCAUCAUAUUCCAGGCCACGGCGACGUGGUCUCCAGUCAAACAGGAGCCUUUGGCCCGGUGCAAGCGGCGACGGUGCCCUACUCUAUGUCUCACACGGCCCAGGCAUUAUCUGCAGGUAGCAGUUACCCGGGACACUAUGGUCAGCACGCCGACGCCCUCUUCCCCGGACUCCAGCACGAGCAGCCGUCAAGCGGAGCGCCAGGUGGCCAAACCCUGAACGGACAAAUAAGGUUGGGGAUACCUGGAGACAUGUACAUGAGGACUGAUCAUCACUUGACUCCAGUGGCGAGCUCCAGGGCGGACCCGUUCGCAGCCUCGCCUCUGCACGGCUACGGCGGACUCAGUCUGAACAUGAACCUCGGCGCCCACCACCACCACCACCAGCAGCACCACCACCACCACCACGGCGCCGGCGCCUUCCUCCGCUACAUGCGACAGCCCAUCAAGCAGGAGCUCAUCUGUAAGUGGCUGGAGCCAGAGCACUCAGCCAAGAAACUUUGCUCCAAGACCUACAGCACCAUGCACGAGCUCGUCACCCAUGUGACCGUGGAGCACGUCGGAGGACCCGAGCAGGCGAACCACGUCUGCUUCUGGCAAGAGUGUCCGCGGGAAGGGAAGCCCUUUAAGGCCAAAUACAAACUUGUGAACCACAUCCGCGUGCACACGGGAGAGAAACCUUUCCCCUGUCCGUUCCCCGGCUGUGGAAAAGUGUUCGCGCGAUCAGAGAACCUGAAAAUACACAAGAGGACUCACACAGGCGAAAAGCCAUUUAAAUGCGAGUUUGAUGGCUGUGACAGACGUUUUGCAAACAGCAGCGACCGGAAAAAGCACUCCCACGUGCACACCAGCGAUAAACCCUACAACUGCAAAGUGAGAGGUUGUGACAAAUCGUACACGCACCCCAGCUCUUUGAGGAAGCACAUGAAGGUCCACUGCAAGUCCCCACCUCCGAGUUCGGGUUACGAGUCAUCGACCCCGUCUCUGGUUUCUCCUUCGUCGGACUUGGGCCGAGAGCCAGCACCCUCCGCGCUCUCUGAGUCACUCUCGGGCUCGCAGGCCGCCAAUUUGAGCGAGUGGUACGUGUGCCACAGCUCAGGGGCCAGCGGUGCCCAGAGCCCCCCCAGCGGCUCGUCCACACCCGACCCUUCGGAAGGACCAACGUACAGGAAUUCUGAAGGAGUGGGUGCGUUCUAGACAGAAAAAAACUGAUGCGCACCCCUAUUCCUGAAUUCAGAGCGAAAGUGCAUUAAUAAAUACUGAGAUAAAAUGUGUUCUAGAAAACAACGAGAGCGCGUCUCCGGUGCAGAAGGUUAGUGCGUUCCAAAAUAAACAAAUGUAUUGCAUUCUAGAAUACACAACGUGAAUGCGUUCUAAACUGCACAGGGUGAGUGCGCUCUAAAACGCAUCUCUAAAACGCAUGCACCUUUAUGCUUUAAUGCAAAUCUAGAGUGUGUUCUAGAAUGCCAAAACAGUAAUGCAUUUAAGAAUGCAGAGCUGGUCGAUGGUCUAGCGUUCUGCAGAACGGGAAUGCGUUCUGGAAUUCAGACCACCGACUCCAGAACAUUCCCCUGGCCAAGUGACUUAGCAGCUUCAUUUCUUACUUCUCCUCCCAGGCUGAGAAGAUUUAGAAACGCAGGCCUGUGUUUCAGUGGCCCAACCGUACAAUGCACUGGCGUAAUGACAGCUAAUGUCACAGCCAAACCACAAACUGAGGCAGCCAACUUGUUUCCCCACAUGGCUCACUAUGGACUGAUAUCACGAGUGUCCGUUUUCCUAAAUGGUAUACUCAUCGAUCACACGCAUGUGGAUGUAUUAUUUUGUAAAUUCUAAUUUGACUUCAAUAACUUCUUAAUUUAUUUUUGAACCAGUAUUGGAUUUCUUUUUGUAUUAUCGAACCAAAGUGCUUCAACUUUAAAAAAGUGUACAUUUGUAAAUAACAAUGUUUUAAUGUGUAUGUGUGAACAGUAAUUUUGUAAGGUUCAGUAUUUCAGCUAUUUUUAAAUGUUUGCUACUAUUGUUUGUAAAAAUAAUAAUAAUAUUUGGUAUCAUUUUAAUAAUUUGAAUUUCAUAAAGAGGUAGACAAUAUCUUGUGCUUUCUGCAGCCGAGAGUUUGAUGGAAGCAUUGUUGCUGUAUUUGAUAUGACAUUUCAUUUAUUAUUAGUCAUUGAUAAAUGUGAACAUUUUUGCAUUUUGUGAUUUUUGUAAAUCCUGUCAACAAGUAAUUUUUACAAAAAAAUCAAUUAUAAAAGGAGACCUUAAAAUGUGUACCGAAAAUGCCUUGUAAGUUGUGAGUACUUUGAAUAAACUGUGUACAAUGACAUGCAAAAUUAA
Messenger RNA from Astyanax mexicanus (Mexican tetra), 3714 nucleotides. RefSeq names its product zic family member 4 (gene zic4). Gene Ontology annotation, molecular function: RNA polymerase II cis-regulatory region sequence-specific DNA binding; DNA-binding transcription factor activity, RNA polymerase II-specific. Gene Ontology annotation, cellular component: nucleus. Lineage: Eukaryota; Metazoa; Chordata; Actinopteri; Characiformes; Acestrorhamphidae. The coding region runs from base 1069 to 2577 and encodes 502 amino acids. The record is from RefSeq and is a predicted model, not a curated record. The transcript has 3 exons. Gene Ontology annotation, biological process: regulation of transcription by RNA polymerase II; central nervous system development.